This is a messenger RNA of Suillus subalutaceus, 1700 nucleotides long. RefSeq lists its product as uncharacterized. NCBI's taxonomy places the organism in Eukaryota, Fungi, Basidiomycota, Agaricomycetes, Boletales, Suillaceae. Bases 30 to 1676 code for a protein of 548 amino acids. The transcript has 4 exons. The record is from RefSeq and is a predicted model, not a curated record.
GUGCGCUGACCUUCCCGUCUCUGCCUGCCAUGGCAGCUUCUUCCAAACCGACAGAAGAAAGUUCGCAUUCACCCAGUCUUCUUGCAUAUGAUGCACCCCCGAAUCACCAGGACUUUGACUCGAUGACAUCUGAUACAAAGUUCACUGCUGAAACUAGAACCGAACUCUACGACUGCGGUCUGAAGAGUCGCAGAUAUGCCCUUGUCGGAGUGGCAUGCUCAAUCAUCUUCAGCUGCUUAUGCAUCGUUGUAGGCAUUGUCACUUUAGCCCAUCACGGAGUCUCCGGAGUAACCUUGAUAAAUAUGUCCCCCGUAUAUUCAUUGGAUCAAUUUGAAGUUGAUAUUGGGUCGCGCACGCAGGUGGAGAUAUUGGCCUUGACACUUAACACAAUCGUCAUGUUAUGCACCGAAUCCAUAGGCUUCGUACACGGCAUCUCAUUGCGCUCUGCGCUAGCCUCCGAGUCUCGGCUUCGUUUCAACACCAAUCUGCGCCUUCUGACCGCAGCUCGUGGAUGGUGUAACCCUAACGGUGUCCUGCUUAAUGGUAUUUCGGCUGUCCUCCUCAUCAUAUCCUACAGUUCAGCCUCGCUCGUCGCAUGUCUCGACCUUCAAAUAACGUCAGGCGCAUUUGAGGGUAUUGCCAUCGCAGGGUUACCUCUCAUCAUUUUGGGCGUCGUGCUCCUCCUCCAGGUGAUGAUCGCAUUGUCAGGGAUGCGGGCCGUCAAAAUAUUGACGUGGAGCUCCUCACCUUUCGAUUUGACCGCCACACUGGUCCACCACACGCAACUGACCCCUGCUACUUUGCGGUGCAUGCGUCCUACGUCUGACCUAGACACAUAUGGUCCAGCGAAGCCAUCAGAGAUGCAGCCCUCUGCAUGGCAUGCUCACCCUAGCAUCCGGAAAGUUGUCAUUUCUCUUUGGGCGAUCGUUGCAGCAUGCGCUGGAUGGGCCGCACUCGUCAUGUACAUCUGGGACAAGUCCCCCAGCCUGAAAGUGUAUUCCCCCCAUGCGCUGACCCUACAAGCGUGGUCGUUCUUCUCUAAUUGGAUGAACAAUCAACUCAAUUUCAUCUUCUAUAACAUGCCGGGUGUCAAUAUUGCGACGUGGAUUCUGCUCUUUGUCAAUGUGGCAGUUAUCCAGGGACCGUUGACACUUGGGCUGCAUUGCUCGGAGCUCAUUGCAAAUGCUAUUCGAGACGAAAGACAGUGGAGAUACGCUACUGGAAGGAAAGGACUUAGAACGGCGACGAACCCGGUGAAGGCGAUUUUCGCUCAUCCAAUAUGUCUCGUCCUUUUCGCCGCAAAGCCUUUCCUGCACUGGAUGUUUGGGCUCUCACUUGUGACAUCUGCCAUAGCCUAUGACGAGAAGCUAAUAGAAUUGUCGGUAAUCAUGUGUACUGCCCAGAUCUGGAACUUAUGCAUUGCGCUGUUUAUAUUUUCCUGUUUCUUCACUUUUGUCGCACUGCGCCGACCGCGUGGUCCCCAGCCAGCUGCAUAUGGCCACGUCCAGACGCUCGCCAACCUCGUGGACGAGUGGUCGCCUGUGAUGUGGUGGGGACACAAGGAGGAUGGAAUUCCGUACUGUCAUGCUGGGACAAGUGAUCACCCGCUGCCGGAUGUGAAGAUGGACUGCGUUUAUGCUGGUUCCGGUGCUGGGUCUCUGGUACCCCUCUCGUGAGAGGUACUUGCUUUGCUUUAUAAA